UUCUCCAAAGUGAGCCAUUUGAAAAAAUGGCUGGAAGCAGAGAGCAUGAGAUAUACACAAUACGACGAUGGAUGUACAAUCAUAGAGAUUCGGAGACCGGUGAUGUGACGAGAGAAUUUUGCGAUGGUUUACGGGGGUUCAUGUACCAAGCAACAAACCAACCUUUUGCUCGUGAUAACGGUCUUGGGUUACCAUCUGAAAUGAUUGACGUAUGCGUUGACUACUGCAUGAUUUUCUGGAAAGAUGAUGAAAAGUUGCAGGAAUGUCGGUUUUGCGGGAAGCCGAGAUAUCAGGAUACUCAAGGAAGGACGCGGGUUCCAUACAAACGUAUGUGGUACUUGCCAAUCACUGAUAGAUUAAAACGCUUAUACCAAUCAAAGAGGACUGCAGCAGCAAUGAGGUGGCAUGCAGAACAUUCCACUGCAAAUGGAGAAAUUACACAUCCCUCGGAUGCGAAGGCGUGGAAACAUUUUCAAACGAUGGAUUCAGCCCAUUUGGUAUGUCUGGGAGUGCCAGGGCCUAAGCAUCCGAAGCGAGCACUCGAUAUAUUCUUGCAACCUCUGAUUCAUGAGCUGAAGCAGUUGUGGAACGAAGGGGUUCAAACGUUUGAUUACUCGAAGAAACAAAACUUCAAUAUGCGGGCAGUGCUAAUGUGGACGAUUAGUGACUUUCCUGCAUACGGAAUGUUAUCUGGAUGGACAACUCAUGGAAGAUUAUCAUGUCCAUAUUGUAUGGAGCGAACUGAUGCGUUUCAGCUUAAGAAUGGACGAAAACCAUGUUGGUUUGAUUGUCAUCGUAGGUUUCUUCCUCUGCAUCAUCCGUACCGAAAGAACAAGAAGUGGUUUAGAAAGAAUAAAGUUGUGCGUGUUCCUCCACCGAGCUAUGUUUCUGGCAAUUAUUUGUUAGAACAGAUCGAUUAUUAUGGUGCUCAGGAGACAUGUAAAGUUGGAGGUAACUGGCACACCCCAGCGAAUAUGCCAGACGGAUACACCUGCACUCACAAUUGGCACAAACAGAGUAUUUUCUGGGAGCUUCCAUAUUGGAAAGAUCUCCUCUUGAGGCACAACCUGGAUGUGAUGCAUAUCGAGAAAAACGUUUUUGAUAAUAUCAUUAACACACUUUUGAAUGUUCAGGGUAAAACAAAGGAUAAUAUGAAGUCAAGGUUGGACUUGGUGGAAAUAUGUGCAAGGGUCGAGUUACAUCUUAUGAGAAAUGGAAAAAUGCCAAUAUCGAACUUUCGAUUGACCGCAGAUGCUAAGAAGGCGUUGUUCGAGUGGAUUACAUCAGAAGUGAAGUUCCCAGAUGGUUAUGUUUCAAAAUUUUCUAGAUGUGUUGAGCAAGGCCAAAAAUUCUCAGGUAUGAAGAGCCACGAUUGUCAUGUCUUCAUGCAGCAGUUACUGCCAUUUGUGUUUCUUGAGCUUCUGCCAACACAUGUUCAUGAAGCUAUUGCAGGUAUCGGAGCAUUUUUCAGAGACCUAUGCACCCGAACAUUGUCUUGGGACGGCAUUCAGCAGCUAGAUGAUAAUAUCCCGGUGUUGAUUUGCAACUUGGAGAAAAUAUUUCCACCUUCAUUUUUUGAUGUGAUGGAACAUCUCCCAAUCCAUCUACCACAUGAAGCAGCUCUUGGUGGACCUGUGCAAUUUCGAUGGAUGUAUCCGUUUGAGCGGUUUAUGAAGUCUCUGAAAGGAAAGGCGAAAAAUCUUGCAAGAGUUGAGGGAUCGAUAGUCGCCGGAAGUCUAACAGAGGAAACUUCCCAUUUUACAUCUUACUACUUUAGCCCUUCCGUGAGAACAAAAAAAACUCGUCUUCGAAGAUAUGACGACGGAGGUGUUGCACAAACCUAUAACGUUCCUGAUGUCCCGGAUGUCUUUGCACAGAUAGGAAGACUUGCUGGAAAGUUGAAAGAAGUUUGGUGGGAAGAUCAUGCCUAUUGUCGAGCAGCUCACAAUUACAUCUUGCGUAAUUUGGAUUACAUCCAAUCUUUCGAGAGGAUAUUUGAUUCGCAAAUACGUGAAGCCUUUCCCAAUUUAGAAGAAAAAGAUUAUGAAUCUUACAAGGACCGUGAUUUUGCUGGAUGGUUGAAGUAUUAUGUUCAAAAUGGAUGUGGAAAUGAACCCUUGCCUCUUUGGUUGCAUGAGAUCGUUCAAGAACCAAGAGCGAAGAUCACUACGGCUCCGAUGUACUUUACUCGCGGUUAUACAUUUCAUACGUAUAGACAUGGAAUUCGAAGAGCUACAGCAAAUUACGGAAUCUCAGUAAAAGCUGGUGAUAGCGAAUUCUAUGGUAUUUUGCAACAAAUAUUGGAAGUUGAAUACCCGGGUCUUUUGAAUCUGAAAUGCAUACUUUUCAAGUGUGAUUGGUAUGAUCCAACUAUGGGUCGAGGCAUGCGAGCAAAUAACUUGGGGGUCGUGGAUGUUAACACAAACAAAACCUAUGGAAGAUUUGAUCCUUACAUCCUAGCAUCACAAGCAGAGCAAGUGAGCUUUCUAUCCUAUCCUCGUUUGCGACAAAGACGUGAAAUGUGGUUAUCAGUUAUUAAAGUGAAUCCAAGAGGUCGUAUAAUCGGUGGUGCUUAA
Molecule: messenger RNA, 2576 nt
Organism: Capsella rubella
Lineage: Eukaryota; Viridiplantae; Streptophyta; Magnoliopsida; Brassicales; Brassicaceae
Exons: 7
Coding region: 27-2576 (849 amino acids)
Source: RefSeq, a predicted model, not a curated record